UGGCUGGAGUGGUGAUAGUGAGUGUGUAGUUUCGUCGGGGUCUGGUUGGUCGCGGGGCAAUGGUCUAAGCGACCGCGGGAUGUGUUUGUGUGUCUAUCUGGGUUCCGCCAGGUGCAAACCAAUUCGCUUCUAGCUUGUACACGUGCUACCUACUUGUUAUGAAGUAGGCAAGUGUAGCAAAAUAGCGCUGUGAUACAACUACGCUCAUCAAAUUAUCCUCCGGAAUGGCGUCGCCGGCUUGACCGUCCACUGCGGCAUGGGCGGCGGACGCGGUCGCAUGCAGCUGGCGUUGGCGGCGGGCGGCGCGGCGCUGCUGCUGCUGCUGCUGCUGGCGCGCCUGCCGCCGCCGCCGCCGCGGCCCUUGCAUCUGCACCAGCUGUACUCCACCGACGAGCUGGAAACCGUGGAGCUGCUGGUGGCGGAGCCCAGCUCCCUGCCGCCCUCCGCCGCGCCGCCCCAGCCCGUGCCCGCUAGCAAGAAGACUCCGCCGGCCGGCAAGAAGGCUCCGCCCGCUGGUAAAAAUAAACCGCCCGCCGGCAAGAAGAAUCCUGCCGCCGGCAAGAAGACUCCGCCCCCCGGCAAGCCGCAUGUCAUACUUACUAAGGAGCUGUACGUGUCGGGGCACCGCGUGGCGCACCCGGAGCUGUGCCCGCGGCUGGGCGCGGGGCUGGCGCUGCUGGUGCUGGUGACGUCGGCGCCGGCGCACGCGGCUGCGCGGGACGCCGUGCGCCUCACGUGGGGCAGCUUCGCGGCGCGCAGCGACGUCGCCAUCGGGUUCGUCAUCGGGGAGGCGCCGCCGCAGUACCGCGAGGCGCUGGCCCGCGAGGACGCGCUGUACGGCGACGUGAUCCAGGGCAACUGGGUGGACUCGUACUCCAACCUGACGCUGAAGACGCUCUCGAUGCUGGAGUGGGCCGAUACGUACUGCCCGCGGGCGCCGCGGGUGCUCAAGACGGACGACGACAUGUUCAUCAACAUCCCGCGCCUGCUCAAGUUCCUCGCCGACCCGCAGCGGGCCAACGCCACUAAAACCAUAUGGGGGAAGGUGCUGAAGAAGGCGUACCCGAAGCGCAUCCCGGCGUCCAAGUACUACCUGUCGCGCGUGCAGUGGCCGGGCGCGGCGCUGCCCACGUUCGCCACGGGCCCCGCCUACGUGCUGAGCGCCGACUGCGUGCGCCCGCUGCUGCGCGCGGCGCCGGCGCGCGCCUACCUGCGGCUGGAGGACGUGUUCGUCACGGGCGUGCUGGCGGGCGCCUUGGGGCUGCGGCGCCAGCACGCGCCCGAGUUCUACAACAAGAAGGUGGCGCCGCACCCCUGCGCCGUGCAGCGCGGCGUGGCCAUCCACAUGGUGCGCUACCACGAGCAGUUCGACCUGUGGCGCAAGCUGCUCGACGGCCAGACCAAGUGCAGCUAGCGGCCCGGCGCCCCGCCUUGCGGAUGAGCGGCUUCGAGCCGGGAGGCUUCGACGCGAGUGGCUCGGCUCGAUGUCGGUGGCUACGAGACCGGUGGCUCGAAACCGGUGGCCGUUGCGGUUCUUGGAAUCUUAAUCUUUACCGCUUCGUACACGGAACUGCGCGUGUGUUCGAUACCGUCCAGACUUUAGUAACAUUUUGUCCUGUAAGUACUUAAAACGGUGUCCUUCUUAAAGUCGUCGGGUAUCGAAGACUUGCGUAGCUUUGUGUCCUACCUGCUACUUUAAGAUUCGAGACUCGCAGUCUCUACACCCACCCGCAGAGCAGUAACACGACGGAUCAUUAAAUACUUGUAAGCGCUUCCGAGAUUGUGUUCGAAUGAAAUUCUAUUUUCUCUUUUAUUACAAAAUGUAAUUUGCGAUGAAUCUACGUAUUUGUAACGUAAAUCUGUGCAGUGUAAUGACGUGAUGUGUUACUGGCUCUGUAUUGUAAUAUAUUAUCAAAUUGCAUUUGGUGACUUAGAUUGUAUUGUCUCGAGUUUCAUUAUAACUUUAAAAAUGGCUCGAAUCGUAGAUAUAUCUCAAUGUACUAUGAUAUGCUAUUAUUAAUAACAUGUCGUUAUAAUGAAUUUUGGCAAAGGUAACUCCUGGGGGGUUGAAAUGGCCACGUUCAUCUUAAAGCAAUAUUGCAAUUUAACAUUUGCGCGUAUAAAAGUAAGUGCGCAUGGUCAACAAAUGUUGAAUAGCAAUAUUGCUUUUUAGAUGAAUUCCAUCAAUGUGGCCUUUAAUACACCCUGGUUAUAUAACAAAAUUGUAAUUACGGAUAUGUCAGUCAAAGAGACAAAUUAUUUUCGCCAGUUUGUAAAUAUAAAUUGACAAGACAUCCCUGGCUAUAACAAGCCAAUAGUAGUAAUGACACUGUACCGUGCUCCCCAGAGACCGGAAGACAUCACAACUUGUUAAAUUGUAAUUGUAACUCCAGCAUAAUAUAAGGUCGACGACUAAAGUCCGUUUUUUGACCGCACGCGAAUCUUUUGUCGUAUAUUUUUAUGACGUAUUUUUUAUAACAUUUUAUUUUAAUAUUAAGUCAUUUUAAACGUGAAGAAUUUAUUAAAAAGCGGACUUCAGACGUUACAUGAUGUAAUGACAUUAUAAUGCACGAUCGUUUAAAAACUCGCCUUUUGAGAACAAUGUUGAACACUCAGUCGCCAGCUUGCCUCUACGAUCUUGAAUGAAUGAGGCCUUUGACGGUUAUAUUGAAAUCAGUUAAGUAAGUACAAAUAGCUUAAUGUUUUUAAAUACGUUUAUAAACUUUGCGAGUCGUAUUUCACCGCCUGGCUGGCAGGUGGCGGUGGGGUUUCUAAAACCAAACUGAAUAAAGAAAGAAAAAUAAGACGCGACAUCCGGUUCCGGUUCUCAAAAGCGACAUUUUGAACAACCCAGUUUUUUAUGAAUUAUUAUUAUUAUAAUUAAUGAAUUACGUUUAUUUAUACAUUAUUUCAAAUUAGGAUUUAUUUUUACAAUUCUCAGUAUUUUCAUAGAAUUUAAAUUAUAUUUUUUUUAUUGUGUCGUAUUUUUUUGUGUAUUGUUUUUGGAGCAGUAUUUUUGUAUUGGCAUUGUGGUGUGAUGUGCUGCUGAUACGUGCGAUGUUGCGCUGCGCACCCUGUAACGUUAUUGGCGUGUUUCUUUAGCUGUCUCCAGAAGUCGCAUGAACUUGUAUCUUACGUAUCUUUGUUUAUCACAAAAAAAAUAAUUUGAGUGAAUGCACUAAUGCAAGUAUACAGAUUUAUUAGGACACUUUUAGGGCAAAAUAUCGUGAUACCCUGGAACUCGGCAUGAUAAGUAUUUUUGAUGGUAUGUUUUAUAUUUUUAAAUGAAAAGUCGUUCAUUCAAAACAUCUCCUAAAGUAGACUGAAGGAUGUGUGUGCCUUUGCCUUUUGCGUUUUGUCAAAAUCUGUCAAGCUGAUAUUAGGGUAAGGUGCCCAAACUUUGGGCGGUCCCUAAGAGUACUCAGGCCGAAUAUGAUAAAUAUUAAUAUUUUGUAAAUAUUACUUGCGAGUUUCCUUCUAAUGGAACUGUUUUACUUUAUUGCGAGGUACACACGUAAUGUUCACGCGUCUUCCCGAGGCCGUUUUUACGUAGUUGGAUAAAUUAUUGUUGAUACAUCACGUGAUAACUAUCGAUCACUGUGACUGUGGUGGUAUACUGCAGGCAUGAGGAGACACUAUUAAGAAUUCUUACAGCUGGUGCCUUGUGCGCACAAGGCACCAGUAGGGCGCCGUGUAUACGAGUAACAGCACGGCUGUAACAGCAAGGACCCAGUGUACCUUCGUACUAGCAAAUAAUGUAAAUUGUAUGUAGAAUAAGUACAAGGCUGUGGCGAGCAACGCCGCGGUAUGACGUAUAGUUUUGUAUUUUGAAUGAUUAAUUGUGAUUUACUUCUUAAUAUACUCAGUACAUGAACAACGACGGGGUGGAGGCGAUGUUGUACGAAUUUAGUUAAAAAAAAACUGAUUUAUGUUGAUUGUAUGAAUUCAUUGUGAAUUUAGUGUAAUAUUUUAAAAUACGCUGGGAGUAAGCGGAAUUAUUAAAUAUAUUGAGAUUAAAAAAUAUAUUAUGUAUGUGAUGGGCGUACUGACUAAACGUUGAGGAAACCCGUUAGUUAUUUAUGACGUGUAGAAUUGUUUAAUAUUGGUAUAUAUGUUGUCAAUAUCUCCGUAUCUAGCGUCGCUAUAUAACGUCGCGUCGUCGCGGGAUCGCGGACCGACCACGAGCGACCACUAGUGACCACGAGCGAUCACGAGUGAUCACCGGACUGAUACCUGUACGAUCGACAUACAUAGGUGUUCUAUUUAAAUAAUUAUACAUACGUAAAAUAUAAUUAUAUAUUUUAUUUUUUUAUGGUUUAUUUAUUAUUUACUUACUGUUUUAUGGAUAUAUUUUGAGCUUUUGUAUUUUUUUAAAAUCUUGUUCCUUAAUUGUAUAUUUAUCAAUGAAAUACAAUUUUAUUAUAAAUUGUGCACGUUUUUUAAGGAAUUGUUGAUAGUUUUCAUGGUUGUCAUAAUUUAUUUAUUAUUAAGUACAUUCAUUUGUAACAAGAAUGAAUCAAAAAUAUUGCAAGACAUUCGUAUAGGCACAAGAUAGAUGUAUUGGUCUUAUAGUGGUAAGUGGUCGUGUGGUAGUCCAGCGGUGGUCGUAUAGUGAUUAUACUGUCGGAAUUGUCGUGCCAGAUGUAAAUAUUAAUAUACGUUAUAUCUCA
Messenger RNA from Pectinophora gossypiella (pink bollworm), 4670 nucleotides. RefSeq names its product beta-1,3-galactosyltransferase 5-like. The transcript has 6 exons. The coding region runs from base 257 to 1414 and encodes 385 amino acids. Lineage: Eukaryota; Metazoa; Arthropoda; Insecta; Lepidoptera; Gelechiidae. The record is from RefSeq and is a predicted model, not a curated record. Gene Ontology annotation, molecular function: hexosyltransferase activity. Gene Ontology annotation, cellular component: membrane.